CUUCUUUCCUGCUCUGCACAUUCUCCUCCAAAUAACACCCUUCUAAUCUUCCCUUCCUUCCUAAUACCCGUUACAUACGCCAUUGCGGUUAUAACAAUUAAGAAUAGUAACAGCAACAUUACAAUAUGUCGUCAGCAGUUCAUCGCCGGAUGCUCAAAGAGUACCUCGCCAUCCAAAAAAACUCAGCUACGCGGCCUCAUCUCGAAUUAUUAGAACCUAUUCAAGAAGACGAUCUGUUGCAUUGGCAGGCAAUUCUCCUAGGUACAGCUGAUUCUGCGUACGAAGGCGGUCGUUUCAGACUCGACAUUGUUAUCCCCAACAACUACCCAAUUCAUCCACCCGCAAUAAGAUUUACAACUAAGAUUUGUCAUCCAAAUGUACACUUUAAGACUGGAGAGAUCUGCUUGGAUAUCUUGAAAUCAGAAUGGACUCCAUCCUGGACUUUAGAGUCGGUUUGCGUCGCCAUCAGCUCACUCCUUACGAAUCCCGAACCGAGCAGUCCACUGAAUUGUGAUGCAGCAAAUCUAUUGCGUUGUGGAGAUAUGGCUGGAUACAACUCUUUGGUCAAGAUGUACACAGCAUUGUACGCCAUGGAUGACGAGGAACAAUAAGUGAAAAAGAAGUAAAGAAAGCCAUUACCAUCUUGAUAUAUAACCCACCGCUUGCGCACUUAAAAUGCCCCGCAUAGAAGCUGCAAUCCACAUGCUGCAGGAGGACAGGACAGAAAUUAUCAUAAGGCGACCAUUGAUGAAGCCUGUUUAUGCUACAAUUGCCGACUCAUCGAAAAUGUCACUGAAGUAUUCCAAACGCAAGGAUAACUUUCAAUCAUAGAAAACUUUUUUUGUCACACUAUUAAUAACAAUGAAGCUG
This is a messenger RNA of Lobosporangium transversale, 870 nucleotides long. RefSeq names its product ubiquitin-conjugating enzyme/RWD-like protein. The record is from RefSeq and is a predicted model, not a curated record. The coding region runs from base 126 to 611 and encodes 161 amino acids. Lineage: Eukaryota; Fungi; Mortierellomycota; Mortierellomycetes; Mortierellales; Mortierellaceae. The transcript is spliced from 3 exons.